Molecule: messenger RNA, 2428 nt
Organism: Zeugodacus cucurbitae (melon fly)
Lineage: Eukaryota; Metazoa; Arthropoda; Insecta; Diptera; Tephritidae
Gene: CPSF2
Product: probable cleavage and polyadenylation specificity factor subunit 2
Exons: 6
Coding region: 112-2355 (747 amino acids)
Biological process (GO): mRNA 3'-end processing by stem-loop binding and cleavage
Cellular component (GO): mRNA cleavage and polyadenylation specificity factor complex
Molecular function (GO): RNA binding
Source: RefSeq, a predicted model, not a curated record
UUUAGGAACGUACAUGCAAACACACAAAGUGCCGCCAGGCAGAUAAAGUAACAAAUUGUUUGGGAAGUAACAUAAACAUUUUUUUAGAAAUAAUAAUAGCGUUUAUACAAAAUGACUUCCAUAAUUAAACUACAUACAAUAUCCGGCGCAAUGGAUGAAACGCCUCCUUGUUAUAUAUUGCAAAUUGAUGAAGUGCGGAUACUGCUGGACUGCGGCUGGGACGAAAAAUUUGAUCCCAACCUAAUAAAAGAAUUGAAAAGGCAUGUGCACACCAUCGACGCUGUACUGCUGUCUCAUCCUGACGUUUAUCACUUGGGUGCGCUACCCUACCUCGUCGGCAAGCUUGGCAUGAAUUGCCCAAUCUAUGCUACAAUACCUGUUUAUAAAAUGGGACAAAUGUUUAUGUACGAUUUAUAUAUGUCGCAUUAUAAUAUGUAUGAUUUUGAUUUAUUUUCACUUGACGAUGUGGACGCUGCGUUCGAUAAAAUCAUUCAACUUAAAUACAAUCAAACAGUCUCGCUUAAAGGUAAAGGCUAUGGAAUCACUGUGACUCCACUUCCAGCAGGACAUAUGAUAGGUGGUACUAUCUGGAAAAUCCUCAAAGUGGGUGAAGAAGACAUUGUUUAUGCCACAGAUUUCAAUCAUAAAAAGGAACGUCAUCUAAAUGGUUGUGAAUUGGAGCGUCUCCAACGACCUUCAUUACUUAUAACAGAUGCCUUUAAUGCCCAGUAUCAGCAGGCACGCCGUCGAGCGCGCGAUGAAAAACUGAUGACAAAUAUUCUACAAACGGUGCGUAACAAUGGCAAUGUUUUAAUCGCGGUGGACACAGCAGGUCGGGUGUUGGAGUUGGCGCAUAUGCUUGACCAACUGUGGAAAAAUAAAGAAUCUGGUCUGAUGGCCUACUCUCUGGCUAUGCUAAAUAAUGUCAGCUAUAAUGUAAUUGAAUUUGCAAAAUCUCAAAUUGAAUGGAUGAGCGAUAAGCUAAUGAAGACCUUUGAGGGUGCGCGAAAUAAUCCCUUCCAAUUCCGACACAUGCAACUAUGCCAUAAUUUAGCUGAACUGGCUAAAAUGUCUAGUCCCAAAGUUGUGUUGGCCAGCACACCUGACUUGGAAUGUGGCUACACCCGUGAAUUAUUCGUGCAAUGGGCUGCAAAUCCUCUCAAUAGUAUUAUAAUUACUUCCAGAACAUCACAAGGAACAUUAGCAAUGGAUUUGGUAGAUAAUGCGUCGCCGGGGAGAAAGUUGGAAUUGGAUGUUCGUCGACGUGUAGAACUGGAGGGUGCUGAAUUGGAAGAAUAUCUGCGAACACAAGGUGAAAAGCUUAAUCGUUUGAUUGUUAAACAAGAUGUGGAAGAAGAAAGCAGUUCGGAUUCGGACGAUGACAUCGAAAUGAGCGUAAUCACCGGCAAGCAUGACAUCGUUGUGCGACCGGAAGGACGUCAUCACAGUGGUUUCUUCAAAUCGAACAAAAAGCACUACGCCAUGUUUCCUUUCCACGAAGAUAAGAUCAAGUGUGAUGAAUACGGUGAAAUUAUCAAUUUAGAGGAAUACCGCAUCUCGGAAUUGGGCUUUGAAGCGACUAUUGAUGAGAACAAUAAGGAGAAUAUAAAAAAGGAGGAACCCAAGGAGAGCAAACCAAACAGCGAUGAUGUUCAGUUAUUGGAGAGACCCACUAAAUGCACCAGCCAGCGGAAAACAAUUGAAGUCAAUGCACAAAUUCAACGAAUUGAUUUUGAAGGUCGUUCGGAUGGUGAAUCAAUGCUAAAGAUAUUGUCGCAAUUGCGUCCCAGACGUGUCAUAGUAGUGCACGGCACAGAGGAGGCUACAAAUGUUGUCGCGAAACAUUGUCAACUAAAUAUAGGCGCAAGAGUUUUUACACCACAAAAGGGUGAAACCAUUGAUGCCACCACCGAGUCGCAUAUCUACCAGGUACGCUUGACGGAGGGCCUCGUGGCGCAACUACAGUUCCAAAAGGGUAAAGAUGCGGAGGUCGCCUGGGUGGAUGCCCUUAUUGGCAUGCGAACACAGGCCAUAGAUUCGAGAGCGCCUAGCGACGGCGAGAACAUGGAGGUCGAGGUGUCCGAAGAAAAGACGCUCACACUUGAAACGCUCGAAACGGAUGACAUUCCCGUGCACAACGCUGUGUUAAUUAACGAACUAAAGCUGUCCGACUUCAAGCAAGUGCUAAUGCGCAACAAUAUCAGUUCGGAGUUCUCAGGUGGUGUUUUAUGGUGUGCAAAUGGUACGCUGGCUCUACGGCGUAUGGAUGCGGGUAAAGUGACAAUGGAGGGUUGCGUCUCAGAGGAGUACUAUAAAAUUAGGGAAUUACUUUACGAGCAAUAUGCCAUCGUUUAGUUAUUUGGUUUACGGUUACGUAUAAAAAUAUUACAUUUAAUAAAAAAACAACACCAAAUUAUUUAAAAUAGCA